CUUGGUAUUCCCACUAGCACUGUCAACAAUACUAUAAAAAGAUACAAAAAAACAGGUUCUGCAAUACCUGAGAAGCGUCCUAGUCGUCCUAAAAUACUUAAUCAAUGUAAUAAACAGACCCUACAACGUAUCGUUCGAAAUAAUCAGUUUGCUCUUCUUAGUGAUAUAACAAGCAGAUUAAACUCUAGUAAUGAUACCACAUUGCAUAAUAAUACUGUUAGAAAAUACCUUCAUGAUGAAGGCCUUGGUAGUUAUGUCGCUCUUAAAAAAUCCCUUUUAACCCAAAAACA
Messenger RNA from Funneliformis geosporum, 290 nucleotides. The record is from the annotation of a GenBank genome assembly. Lineage: Eukaryota; Fungi; Glomeromycota; Glomeromycetes; Glomerales; Glomeraceae.